Acipenser ruthenus (sterlet) is the source of this 6380-nucleotide messenger RNA. Its product is annotated as cGMP-dependent 3',5'-cyclic phosphodiesterase-like. Gene Ontology annotation, molecular function: protein homodimerization activity; 3',5'-cGMP-stimulated cyclic-nucleotide phosphodiesterase activity; 3',5'-cyclic-AMP phosphodiesterase activity. The transcript is spliced from 31 exons. Gene Ontology annotation, biological process: cGMP catabolic process; regulation of mitochondrion organization; negative regulation of receptor guanylyl cyclase signaling pathway. Lineage: Eukaryota; Metazoa; Chordata; Actinopteri; Acipenseriformes; Acipenseridae. Bases 385 to 3186 code for a protein of 933 amino acids. The record is from RefSeq and is a predicted model, not a curated record. Gene Ontology annotation, cellular component: synaptic membrane; nucleus; mitochondrial matrix.
UUGCUUUGCAUGCUGUAAGGAAGAGAGCAGGGUCAUCAGAGGGUAUGCUGAGUAAAUAUGAAAAUGACUGCAGGAACUGUGCAAGUGUGUGCGAUGACACUUCCUCAGUUUAUCUUUACUGUUCUUGCCUAAACUGUUUCCUUCUCUUUUAUUGAGGGAUUCAGUGACUUGCAGUGGAAUGUGGAGAGGUUCAAGAGUUCUGGUGGCAAGUUCUCUUCUAGUCUGCACCAGGGUCGGUGGUGACCAAGCUGUAUUAGCAGCCAUUGUUCUGUUUGGACAUUAGUUCCUAGGGGUUAGGUACGCACACCAUAACCAUCACUUUAACAGUGGGCUCUUGUAUCAUCUUGACCAGCUGUCUUACAAGGAAGGAAAACCUGGAUUGACAUGGAUGCUGACGUGUCACAAAGGGGACAGCAAGUCUUCCUGAAGGCAGAUGAGCCCCCAUCACAUUCCGACGUCUUACAGGAUGCACUGCUAAGCCUUGGCUCCAUCAUAGAGACCAGUUCCAUACGGGAAGUCAUCAAAGAUGUGUUUGAGGCAGUGCUCCCGAAAGUGGAGAGCAUAUGUAUCUAUCUGUUGGAUGUGGAAACCAACAAGUUGCUAUGUGAUGACCCUCCACACGAGCUGCCCCGAGAAGGACAACUCAGGGAUUUUGUUAUUAAGCAGAAGAGGGUUGAGUGCAGUGGACUGCCCCCAUCUGAGCUUCAUGAGAAGCAAGUUAACAGCCUGGCAGCCCCUCUUCCACCUGAUAAACAAGUGUUAAUAAUCCCUCUUGUGGACCUGGACAAUGGGAGAGUCAUAUCAGUGAUUUUGGUUUGCUGCAACCAGUUGAGCGAGGCUAAUGAAAAGCAUCUUAGUAUUCUGGAGAAGCAUGUUACAGUAGCUUGUAAGAGAGUGCAGGCGAUACAGGCAGCAUCAAAAUGGCCACGUGUCAGCCUGUCACCAAGCCCUUCCCAGAAAUCACUUGCCAAAUCAGAAUCGUCAGAGUCUGGGACGUACAGUGACCUGGACCGCAAGAUCCUGCGACUGUGUGGCGAACUCUAUGACCUUGAUGCAGCCUCACUCCAACUGAAGGUGAUCAACUAUUUACAGCAGGAAACCCAGUCCCUAUGUUGCUGUCUGCUGUUAGUUUCAGAAGACAACCAUCAGUUGUUUUGCCAGGUGGUUGGGGACAAAGUCAUGGAAGAGGAAAUUAGCUUUCCACUUACAUUUGGUCAUCUGGGUAAGGUGGUUGAGAAGAAGAAAUCUAUCACGCUACAGGAUAUCAGUCCGGAGGAGCAUCGUCAGCUGAACAGGAUGUUGGGUUUUGAGGCGUACUCAAUGCUGUGUGUGCCUGUAAUCAGCAGGGCCACUGUCCAAGUGGUGGCCCUGGCCUGCGCAUUUAACAAGAGAGGCGGGCAAAAGUACACAGAAGCAGAUGAGCACAAAAUUCAGCACUGUUUCUGUUAUACAUCAACAGUAUUAACCAGCACACUGGCAUUCCAGAAGGAACAAAAGCUCAAGUUUGAAUGCCAGGCACUGCUCCAAGUUGCCAAAAACCUCUUUACACACUUAGAUGACGUGUCGGUCCUACUGCAGGAGAUCAUUAUAGAAGCCAGAAACCUCAGCAAUGCAGAAAUCUGCUCUGUGUUCCUGUUGGACAGAAUGAACCAUGAGCUGGUGGCCAAAGUUUUUGAUGGUGGUGUUGUGAAUGAUGAUGAGAAUGAGUUUCGGAUCCCAGCUGAUCAAGGUAUUGCUGGUCACGUAGCAACCACAGGAAAGAUCUUGAACAUCAAGGAUGCCUAUUCCCAUCCUCUGUUUUACCGAGGCGUGGAUGACAGUACUGGCUUCCGGACAAGGAACAUUCUUUGCUUCCCCAUCAAAGAUGAGAAUAAUGAGGUGAUUGGUGUAGCUGAACUGGUCAAUAAGAUUAAUGGCCCCGGGUUCAAUAGGUUUGAUGAAGAUUUGGCCACGGCGUUCUCAAUCUACUGUGGAAUCAGUAUUGCUCACUCUCUGCUGUAUAAGAAAGUCCAUGAAGCUCAGUUUAGAAGUCACCUGGCCAAUGAAAUGAUGAUGUAUCAUAUGAAGGUAUCAGAGGAAGAGAUGACCAAGCUUCUGACAUUUGGAAUCCAACCUGUGAAUGAGAUUCAUCCAAGCUUUGCCUAUUUCACCUACACGCCUCGCUCCUUGCCAGAUGAUGACACUCCUAUGGCUAUUCUAAGCAUGUUUGAGGACAUGGGCUUUAUUAACACUUAUAAGAUAGACAUUAAAACAUUGGCAAGGUUCUGUCUCAUGGUAAAGAAGGGAUACAGGGAUCCACCCUAUCACAACUGGAUGCACGCAUUCUCUGUCUCUCAUUUCUGUUAUCUCCUGAACCAGAAUCUGGAACUCUCCAAGUAUCUUGAGGACAUUGAGAUAUUUGCUCUUUUUGUAUCGUGUAUGUGCCAUGACUUGGACCACCGAGGAACCAACAAUUCCUUCCAAGUGGAUUCGCAAUCUGUGCUGGCUGCCCUAUACAGCUCAGAAGGAUCAGUGAUGGAGAGACACCACUUUGCCCAGGCAAUAGCCAUUCUAAACACUCAUGGAUGUAACAUCUUUGAGCAGUUCUCCAGAAAGGAUUACCAAAGGAUGCUGGAUCUGAUGAGAGAUAUUAUAUUGGCAACUGACUUGGCUCAUCAUUUACGUAUCUUCAAAGACCUUCAGAAAAUGGCAGAUGUGGGCUAUGACCCAAAGAACAAGCAUCACCACAGUCUGAUCCUCUGCCUGCUCAUGACCUCAUGUGACCUGUCAGACCAGACCAAAGGAUGGAAAACCACCACUAAGAUUGCUGAACUUAUUUACAAGGAAUUCUUUUCCCAGGGCGAUCUGGAGAAAGCCAUGGGCAAUAGACCCAGUGAAAUGAUGGACAGAGAGAAAGCCUACAUCCCAGAGCUUCAGAUUAGCUUCAUGGAGCACAUUGCCAUGCCCAUCUACAAGCUGCUUCAAGAACUUUUCCCGAAAUCAGCAGAGCUUUAUGGGAGAGUUUCCGCCAAUCGGGAACACUGGACCAAGGUCUCUCACAAAUUUACAAUCCGAGGGUUGCCUAGCAACAACUCCCUUGAUUUCCUGGAUGAGGAGUAUGACCAACUAGAAGAGCAGGCAGAAGAAAGUCUGAAGAUGAAUGGUUGCUUAGAAACAAAAGGAACCAGGGAAACCAUUGAACAAUAAGGUGUUUAAACAAAUAUAAAACAUUACUUCUGAAGUUCAAGUAACUACAUUUUAUAGAAGAAACUACAAUUUUUAGUAACACCUCAUUUAAAGCAGGGAUUACCUGUUAUCACCAUGGAAGCGCUUGGGUAAUAACCAGGAACAUCUCAAUGUGGGAACCUUUGAGACCACAACAAAGCAAAGACUUCUUCUCAAAUCAGCUGCUAUAUUUUGAGCAUUUCGUUUUAGUUAUUCAGCAGUUGUUUUAAAAGUCAGAAAUUGUUACUUCUUUAAAAAUAUAUUUUUUGGGGUAGUUUUUACCACAUGAAAUACCAAGCAGCCACUAAUACAACUAAAGUAUCAGACUGUGUUUUCCAGUAAUAGCAGUGGCUACUUGUCACAGGAUUCUCCCCCUCUUAUUCUAUAUUACUGUAUUGUGUGUAUUAAACUGGCUUUGGAUAAAACGCUGUGCCUGGAGGGAAUAUUAAGGGCCCCUUCAAAGCAUAGUGGAUACAUUUGCCAGUAUGCUGGCAGUGAAAUAUGGUCAGUAUUGCUGGGUUCAGUAAUGUUUGUCAACCUCUACAUUUUUUGUAUUGUUAUGUUUUUAUUAUUAUUUAUUGCUUUUUUUUGUGAAACCACUAAAAAGAGAAGAUUGUUAACCAUAUAUCCUACAUUGAUGCACACUGGGGCGUUUGUAGUCAGUAAGAGAUGUGGUGUGGAUGGGGACUGACUACAGUUUGUUUUUCAUAUAUGUUUGUCAAAGUGUGAACAAUUACACUUUUAAAAUAACCCUUUAAAAUACACUGCAAGUGUGUAUGUUAUUAUUGUACUGUACCAGUCCACCCACUGCACAACAUUUUACAAAGUGGAUAUUUUACAUGGUUGAAUAAAAACCUGUGGCGUAUGUAAGUGACAAAGAAUGUAUGGACUACAAAAGACCUUUUAUGUGUUGAUGUCUGUAAAUAUUUUAUCAGCAGGUGAUAAAUAAGGGCUGUUGCUCUUAAGGCAUUGUGGCUAAUUGGAACACAGACAGAAUGUGUAUAUUAUUGAUUUGCCUUACCUUUUCUGCGUUGCCUUUUGAGAAAGAAAAUAUAUAUAAUUGUCAUUAUUAUAAUUAUUAAUAAUCAUAAUACCCAUGUUCCAUUGAAAAGUGUGUUGCUACUGUACUGUACAUACUGGUUCUGGUUCAUUAAGCCUCCACUGAUUUAUAUUGCUGUGUGAUACUUCCUCUUUGGGCAGUGCAGGAAAAUUUCUGUUUUUAACCAGAUGCAAAGUUAGUCAUUGGACAUUGGACUAAAAUAAAUGCAUGAGCAUUUAUUUUAAGUGCUUUCCUUAUUGUUUUUUUUUGUUUCUUCUACAAACAUAUUCUUUUCUAUUUAUGAUUUGAUUCGCUUUAAAUAAUAAGUUGCUUCAAGUGUCGUUUUAAUUGUUUUCUGAUAAUCCAAUACUGAGUUUUUACCAUUUAUUCUAAAUCUGCCUUUACUUGGAUUUGAGCUUGUCAGCCGUCCUCAGUCCAUUCAAAUCAUGUGACAAAGUAACCUUUCACCUCAGUAAGCCCCACCCCUUUUUUAUUCUCUCCUUCUUUAGCGUAUGUUUAUGUGUUCGGUCAGUGUCUACCUCUCAUCAAGUUGAGAGUGUAUUUCUUGUGCACUCUAUGACUCUUUGUCAGGCUUGCGAGUCAUUUAAUGUAAAUAAAAAAAACAGAUGAAAAGCUGAUAUUAAUGUAUUUAUUCUCUUUAUGUAGAUCCUGUUGUGGUUUUAACAUUUAGAAUGCUUGGUCAUUGACAAUGUGAGUGUGAGUGCAUUGACAAUCAGAGAGAGAGAGAGAGAGAGAGAGAGAGAGAGAGAAAGAGAAAGAGAGAGAGAGAACAUUGUAAUAUACCAUGCUGUUCUGGAUAUAGUCAUUACUUUAAAUAACUCACAAGUGAAAGCUUUGUGAAUAGAGCCCUUUAUUGGCAGUUACAUAUAGAACCAUGACAAGAAAUUCAAAUAAUAAGAUACAUCAUAGAACAUGAGCAUGAGAUACUCCUUCCCAAUGUGCUUUCCUAAGGUCAACAGAGUACUUGUGUGAUUUUUGUCUCUACCCAGCAUUGUAGCUUUAAGCCAAAUGAGGGUGGUUCUUUGUUGGAUGGGAGGGAUGCUUUUAUCCUCAGCAACACUCUCUGGCAGUGAGAGAGAGAGAGAGAGAGAGAGAGAGAGAGAGAGAGAGAGAGAGAGAGAGAGAGAGAGAGAGAGAGAGAGAGAGAGAGAGAGAGAGAGAGAGAGAGAGAAGAGAGAGAGAGAGAGAGAGAGAGAGAGAGAGAGAGAGAGAGAGAGAGAGAGAGAGAGAGAGAGAGAGAGAGAAUGAAUAAAUGAAUAAUGUCAUUAAAAUCAUGUUUAAAUUUGUAUUUAAUCUCUGGGGUUAGCAGAAAUGAAAAGUCAAAUUUACACAUGAUUUUAAUGAUCUCAGUAUGGGAUCACUAGAACCCAGGACCACUAAUUAUUUUUAAUAAAGAAUAAGCCUAGGACCUUUCUGUUUUCAUUUUUCUUUGUGCCAAAAUUAUUUCCCUUUAUUAUUUGAAUUAUUUGAUUGUUCAUUGAAUUUACUUUUAUGUAUUUUCUCAUAUUUAUAUAGUUUCUCAACCAUAUAUAUUUUGUAAUACAUACUUUUUUAUGUUGUUGUCAACUGCAUUACAUUUUUCACACAAAAAUGGCAACAUGGCACCCUUGGACCCCUGUAAAUUGAUAUUCCUGGUCUGUACAUAGAUACUUUCAUGUGUUUAUUAAAUGUGUUUUAAAGAGAAAAACCGGAAUAAGGAAAAUGAAUGAUUUUCUGUGAAAUGUUCUGUGCAUCUGGGAAAGAGAGCCAAAAGCUCUUAUAUGUUUUGUGGGAUAUUGCUUUGAAAAGUAUUUCAGAUCCUGCCUAUUUCCUGCAUCAAAGGGUAUAAUAAGGGACUAAAAUUUAUUCAACAGACCUAGGAAAAAAAGGUGUUAAACAAAAAAAAAGUCAUCUGAAAAAUGCAUAAGGGGUAGUAUUAUCUUGGUUUUUCACGUUAUUGUGCUUUCAUCUGUACAUACGUUUGUACAUAACAUACUGUAAAUGAGGUCUGUGCUGAAGAAUUAGAUUACCAUGUGUAUGGAAUACAUUUACAGAGCAGUGUGAGACCAUUGUUUUCUGAGAUGUGAACAGGCAGUUAACUUUUUAUCCAAAUAAAUUUCAUACAUUGAACAAGAAA